AUGCUCUCCACCCGUCGAGAACAAGAGAAUCGGGUGCUCAGUCACCAGGGCACCUCCAAGCAGCAGCAGCCCAAGACGCCGGGCAUGCGAUAUCUGCAGCGAGGCAAUGAGAACGCACUGACAGGCUUUACAACCAAAAAGACAAUCCUGGGAACCACCAAGCUAGGAGAAAAUGCAAAAUUUAUUGGCAAAACACCGCUACUGACCCCCACCGGACCUCGGAUCCGAGCGCCGUUGGGAAACAAGACAACAAACGCCAAAGCCAGAAACGACGAAGGCCAUGGGAUCGGCGGUAAGGGCGCCGCAAAAGGUAUUGAGAAGUCAGAGACAAAGAAGGCCACAAUUCAGAAAAGGAGACAAAAGCAGAGACAAAGACAGGCCGAGCCAGCGCCAAAGCGGUUGCUCUUCCCAGCUAGAGACGGGCACGACCCCUACCAAGACGAACCUGAAUACGCUCCUCCCAACCCUCGACCCCUACCCUACCAGUCGGACGUCUUUCCAAGCAACGGCCUUAGUUUGAAGGGGCUAAACAAAGAAAAUCUACUCAAGGGUUACUAUGAGCAUUUCUAUAAUCCGGUGGACGACGACGGCGUGUCGCGUGCGGAUAAGCAGCUGGAGAAGGAGGUGCAAACUGCGCUAGAGAAGGCGAUAAAGCGCAACGAAAGCGAGACGGAAGAGUUCACAUGGAACAGUGCCGAUAUACCAGAUGAGUCGGAGGUUCGAUGGUAG
Molecule: messenger RNA, 729 nt
Organism: Trichoderma gamsii
Lineage: Eukaryota; Fungi; Ascomycota; Sordariomycetes; Hypocreales; Hypocreaceae
Exons: 2
Coding region: 1-729 (242 amino acids)
Source: RefSeq, a predicted model, not a curated record